AAAGAUCACCAUCAUCAUUCUGUCCUGCUAUAUUGACACUUCUGAUUCCACUGAAGUUGAUCCACGGUUGAGUCCAGGUGUUGAUCCCCUAUACGGGUCUGCACCACCAUGAGUCCGGAGGAGUCAUCAGCGAGUCUCCUCUCAAAUGAAGAGCUGAACAACCUAGAGCCAGGUCUCAUUAUUCGGACCGCUGAACGCCAUCCCUUCAUCGUGCUUCUUCACGUUGGCAUCAAAUUCGCUUGUGUUUUUUACUACUUGUUUUGCAACUUUUUCAACGACUCCUUCGUUACAAACUUCGUGCUCCUGUUAUUCUUGAUCGCGCUUGACUUCUGGACGACAAAGAACAUCACGGGUCGCUUCCUCGUGGGUCUUCGGUGGUGGAACUACGUGGACGCAGAGACAGGAAAAUCUCAAUGGGUUUUCGAGAAAGCUCCCGACACUCGGCCAAUCGACAAGGGGGAAUCUGGAAUAUUCUGGACGGCAUUGCUGGCGAUGCCGGUCGUCUGGUCCUUCUUCGCCUUCACUGCAUUUUUUACCUUUAAUGUUGCGUGGUUGACGAUAAUCGUUGUGGCGAUCACCCUGACGUUUUCAAACGCCUAUGGGUACAUACGCUGCAAGCUGGGCGCUGAUAAGAGCAUCACGGGUACAGCGACAUCGUGGCUGAGUUUGCAAGUCGUCAAGAACAUGUUCCGGAAACAGGGAACCGUACCGGCCCAGAACCUUCCGAACGCGGGCGUCAACUAUUAGCGACGAAUAAAUUUAGAUAUUUUCUCGGAACCAGCGAUGGAGUUCCCAGAAUCCCGUGGAGGAGAAGCUAAGACUCAUAGGGCGAAUACCGAAUGAGAGAGCCGGGCGGUCCGCUGCUUGCUCAUCAUCAGAAAUUACCGGACAAUGAGACAUUAGCAGUGAGCUUUCCGGUGCCAUGGGAACUCGUCGCGAGGGCUCUGAGGAGCCCAAUAUUAUGUACACUUGAGUCACAUGAGCGUGAAGCGACAUUCCGGAGCGUAAGGUUCAGUCUGUGAAUGGUUAUAGUUUGGACAUCAUGUGAGACUAGUCAAUCGAUUGAACAAUCAUGAAAACUUCGUCUCCCGAGGCGGCUGAAGACCAUGCGACGUUCGCGGUCUUGUCGAGGAGACGCAGAUCAUGCGCGAGUUCGAAUUCUUCCCUUCGACUCCAAUCGAGGGACCCCUAAUGUGGAGGGUCCAGCAGGAGCCCGUGCUGGAGAUAUUGAUUUUUGAGACUUUCCGUCCAGAAUAAAUUUUAAGGUGUGGAGG
Messenger RNA from Galendromus occidentalis (western predatory mite), 1274 nucleotides. Its product is annotated as Golgi apparatus membrane protein TVP23 homolog B. Gene Ontology annotation, cellular component: Golgi membrane. Lineage: Eukaryota; Metazoa; Arthropoda; Arachnida; Mesostigmata; Phytoseiidae. Gene Ontology annotation, biological process: protein secretion; vesicle-mediated transport. The record is from RefSeq and is a predicted model, not a curated record. The transcript has 3 exons. Bases 109 to 747 code for a protein of 212 amino acids.